This is a messenger RNA of Tarenaya hassleriana, 1394 nucleotides long. RefSeq lists its product as uncharacterized. Gene Ontology annotation, biological process: phosphatidylinositol phosphate biosynthetic process; protein localization to plasma membrane. The transcript has a single exon. Gene Ontology annotation, cellular component: plasma membrane. Bases 144 to 1217 code for a protein of 357 amino acids. NCBI's taxonomy places the organism in Eukaryota, Viridiplantae, Streptophyta, Magnoliopsida, Brassicales, Cleomaceae. The record is from RefSeq and is a predicted model, not a curated record.
GUUCAGUUAUAAAUAUUUUGCAAUAACUAAUUUUCUUUUUUUAGAAAAGUAUAUAAGUUCGAUCCUAUUUUUCCUGCAAAAUUUUCACACCGUAACUUGUCUCUUCCCUCUGAAACCUUCGCCACCACCUUCUUCCUCUAAAAAUGGCGGAUUCUUCUUCCACCUCCGAAUCUUCAUCUUCUUUAGCUUCCGUUUCCGUGUUGUCCUCUGCCGCCGCUGACUCCGCUCCGCCGGAUUCCAAUGCGGGAUCUCUGACGGCGAUCCAAGCCUUAUCCUCAAUCGUCACAACCACAACCAUCCCCUCCUCCCUCCCUCUCCUCCUCGACGAUGCCGCCGUAUCCGCCGCGAUCUCCUCCCUCCUCCGCCGCCCUAACUCCGGCGCCGGCGAUAACAACCUCUGCAGGUGGCUCUACGACACAUUCCAAUCCUCGAACGCUUCGCUCCAACUCCUCGUUAUCCGCUUCGUCCCCAUAAUCGCCGGCCUCUACCUCUCCCGCGUCCCUCUCCGGCGGAAUCAGGCCGGUUUCGAGGCCGUCCUCCUAGCUCUCUACGCGCACGAGACGACCUCACGCGCCGGUGUCUCGGUAACGGUCAACAUCCCAGAUCUCUCUCACCCAAGCGUCUAUCACGAAUCCAUGGGAUUUAACAGGAACAACGCCACGAGUCUCAACAUCGCCGUCAUCUCUCCGACGCUCGAGCCUCACGGGACGGUGAGAUCCACGCGCCGCGCGAGGAUAGUCGGCGUCGCGCUCGAGCUCUUCUACAGCAAGAUCACGAGAAUGCCACGCGAAUCGAAGCUCGAUUUCUGCGAGUUCUGCGAGAUCUGGGCAGGGCAAAACGGGGAAACAGAGGACGAGGAAUCUCAAUCGAUCACCGCCGGAACAAACCCAAACCUGACUGAUUCCGGCGGAGACGAAAACGCCGGCGGGAGACCGGAGAGAGACAACGGAGUACGGAUUCCGCUGCCGUGGGAGCUUCUGCAACCGGUGCUGAGGAUCGUAGGGCACUGUCUCUUAGGGUUGAAGAUCGAAGACAGAGAAGUCUCCGACGCAGCGAACAAAGCGUGUCAGAGUCUGUAUCUCCGAUCGCUCCACGAUCUAAACCCUAAGGCGAUUCUGGCCACCGGAAGUCUUCUCCGGCUCCGGGAAAUGGCCAUCGACCCCAAGAACCAGAACGAUUUCACGGAGAUCGCUAACGACGCCGUUAUCUCCGUCUAAUCGCCGUCCACCGAUUUUUCUUUUUCAUUUUCUAAAUUGAAAGAAAAAAAAACCAUUUUUUGUCUGACAAAAAAAUAAAAUUAAUUAUGUUAACCUUGCACGUCUUUUUCUUAAAAGAAAAAAUAUAUAUUUCUGUACCACACCACGUUCACGUUGAAACCAGUACCAUGGAUUUAU